Messenger RNA from Cladocopium goreaui, 939 nucleotides. Lineage: Eukaryota; Dinophyceae; Suessiales; Symbiodiniaceae. The record is from the annotation of a GenBank genome assembly.
AUGAGACUGGUCGUCGGGCUCGGCAAUCCGGGCCGCAAAUACGUUGGAACGCGACACAAUAUUGGAUGGGACGUGCUGGCCGAGGUGGCCCGGCGUUCUGGCACUACGAAGCCCAAAGAACGGUUUCGUGGGGAAGUGGUCGAGGCCAGCCUGGGCGGUUCACCCGCAUUGUUGCUGUGCCCGCACACAUAUAUGAAUCGCAGUGGUGCCAGUGUUUUGGCCGCCUGCGAUUUCUAUAAACUGAAUUCAGAGGAUGUGUUGGUCGUUUGCGACGACUUCAACCUGCCGCUCACGCGUUUACGCGUGCGGGGAGGAGGUUCGGCUGGCGGCCAAAACGGAUUGGCAGACGUCAUUCGCUGUCUGGGGACAGACCGAGUGGCUCGACUGCGAUUCGGAAUUGGUUCACCACCAGCCGAAUGGGACGCAGCCGACUUUGUACUGAGCAAAUUCAACAAGACAGAACUGCCGGACGUUGAACUCGCCAUCGGGAGUGAGAUCUUGGCAGUCAACGUCUACGAAGGCUUGUUUAUCUUCGAUUCCAAUCGAUACGGACGCGACCCGAGCGGUGUCUCCGGUCAGCUCGAGAGCACCAUUACCGAUGCCGGUGGCGAAAUUCUGGCCUCGCGUCUGUGGGAAGAACGACGUCUGGCCUACCCGAUCAAGCGACAACGCAAGGGCACCUACUGGCUGGCCUACUUCCGCCUGGACAGCGAGGAAGUGAAGAACAUCAAUCGCCAGUUCGAGCUUUCCGACAACAUCCUCCGUUCGUUGGUGCUUAAGGUCGAUCCGCGAAUUGUCGAGACGCUGGUCUCCCACGCCACGGCCCGCCCCGAAGGCGAACGCCCCUCGGCCAAGCCCCAGCGGAACGAUGACGACGACGAUGAUGACGACAGCUCGAACGAGACGGCUGACAGCGAAGAGAGCACCGUUACUUCGUAG